ACGGUCCCCCGGUGAAGCGGAAAACUUUUCAAAACAAGCUUGUCAGUCGUCAGAGUCUCGAUUGUUUGAACUGGCCUUAUCGCAAAUAUUUUAAAUUCAUUUUGCACUUUUUUCAUUUUUAAAUUUCUUGCUGUAAAAUGGAGAGCAAUAAGCACGACCGACUGUUUCUCGAAAUUUUAAAAGAACAACGUAGUAUAGUCACGUUUCUCGAUUCUGUCUUUGGAUUCCUUUACAGAUGCACAGACUUUUUUCAGCAUCAAAAUGAUUCUUCUGGAAAAGUUGGGUUUCCAGGUGGUGUAGCUAAUGGUGUUGUACAGAAACUGUUCCAAAGAUAUGAAAACCAGAUUCAUUACGAGAAACAGGCUGCCAUACUAGGGAACAUGGCAUCUAAUGAAAGUGAUGUUCCUUCAGCCUGUCAAGAGAUUGUGUUAGGUGUUGAAGCAGACACAACUGAACCUUUUAAAGUUGAAACAAAUAGUGCUGCCUGGAGAAAGAUAGAGGAAAAUCAAGAAAAAGAUGUUAGGGAAAUGUACAAUGGAGAUGACCGGGGAACCUACAGGUGGAGUCAAACCAUUGGUGAUAUUGAUGUUUUCAUUCCAGUCACAAAGGACAUACAAAAAGCUAAACAAGUAAAUGUGAAAAUUGACCCUCUCCAUCUCUGGGUUGCAACUGUUGGACAUGAUGGAAGCUUUGUUUUGAUAGACCAAACAUUCCCUCACAGAGUUAUCCCUGAUGAGUGUCUAUGGAGCCUUGAUGGAGAAUAUGUCCAAGUCAACCUAGAAAAAAAAGAAGAAUGUUGGUGGGAUAGAUUAUUUUCUUCUGAUCCCCCAAUUGAUACAAAAAAAAUUGAUACAGUCAUUAUGACCAGUGACCUGAGUCAAGAAGAACAUAUGAAAGUAGAGGAGUUGAUAGUUAACCAAGGAAGAAGACAGCAGUUUUCAAAUGUAAUUCCCUUACUAAUAACAUUAAUAUUAAGUUCAGAUGACAACUUACUCUUUUGAUUUCAUGUGGACUUCACUUAAAACAUCAUUUGUUUAUUCUAUAAUAUUGUACAGCUAUUAAAAACCAAACCAGCAACUGAAAGCUCUUCAGCUACCAAUAACAAUUAUUGGGUCCAAGCAUAUCCUCAGGUUUUACCCAUUCAUUGAACUGCUCCUCCGUCAAAUAACCAAGCUUGAUGGCAGUUUCCUUCAGCGUGGAGCCUUCUUUAUGGGCUGUCUUGGCUAUCUUAGCAGCCUGUUGGACAGAACACAAUAUAAAUCAAUAAUUAUCAAUGAAGCUGUAUCAGCCGAAAUAUAACCUUGUCGUAACCGA
Molecule: messenger RNA, 1314 nt
Organism: Daphnia magna
Lineage: Eukaryota; Metazoa; Arthropoda; Branchiopoda; Diplostraca; Daphniidae
Product: nudC domain-containing protein 3-like
Exons: 5
Coding region: 138-1001 (287 amino acids)
Biological process (GO): protein folding
Cellular component (GO): cytoplasm
Source: RefSeq, a predicted model, not a curated record